This is a messenger RNA of Cyprinus carpio (common carp), 1099 nucleotides long. RefSeq names its product fish-egg lectin. The record is from RefSeq and is a predicted model, not a curated record. The transcript has 6 exons. The coding region runs from base 192 to 968 and encodes 258 amino acids. NCBI's taxonomy places the organism in Eukaryota, Metazoa, Chordata, Actinopteri, Cypriniformes, Cyprinidae.
ACGAAAUCCCAAUUUACUGGUCACCGACGUGACUCGUAGUGAGACUGGAAGGGCUAUAUAAGCUCUCCCUCAACAACAUUUACACACAUGCUGAAUACAGGUUUCUAGUGCGUCUCAUAAGAGAAGACUCCCCAGUGACUGCUGAAUCCUGCACUAACAAGACUAAAAGCAACAAACUGUAUUGUGGAGCAAUGAAGGUUUAUCAGAGCGUCCUGCUACUCUUCUGCUGCCAGUUCCUUCACACGCUGGCUUUAGACUGUACUGUGAUUGAUGGUAACCUGAAGCAGAUAGAUGCUGGAUCUGGUUCAGUGGUUGGAGUGAACAAUCUUAAUGAGACAUUCGUCCUGAUUGAUAAUGUCUUCACAAAGAUCAGUGGGUCUCUAAAGCACUUCAGUGUUGGUCCUGCUGGUCAGCUGGGGGUUAAUACAGCAAACAACAUCUUUAAGUAUCAGAGUGGCGGUUUCGUUCAGCUUGCAGGGCUUCUCAAACAGGUGGAUGCUGGUGGUGAUCAGAUCAUUGCAGGUGUCAAUAUGUAUGAUGACAUAUACUGUUUAAAUAUGGAUGCUAACAACAAAUGGCCAUCCAGUAACACUCCUUGGGUUCAACUUAAUGGAAAGCUGAAGUACUACAGCUGUGGUCCAUACAGCUGUUGGGGAGUGAACAGCAAUGACCAAAUCUUCAUCAUGAAGGAUGUGUCAUCUAAUGUCUGUUCUGGGUCCGGCAGCUUCAUUAAUAUUCCUGGACUUCUGUCCAUGAUUGAAGUAGCAACUGAUGGCAGUGUCUUUGGUGUCAACUCUCAAGGAAACUUAUACCAAAGAACUGGAGUCACUCGCUCCAAACCCGAUGGCACAGACUGGAUCUCAAUGGUUGCCUGUCCCAAUGGCCACAAGCAUGUGAGCUUUGACCUGGGAGUGCUGUGGCUCGUGUGUGUUGAUGGCUCCAUCCGUAAAUGUAUUUUGACUGACUAAUUCCAGUCCCUUUCAGAUUUUUGUUAAUCUGAUGUAAUCCUUAUUAACAGAAAACUAAAAGCCUGAUUUAUACUUUUCUUCUUUCUUGCUGCUGAACCAAUAAAGCAAGUCAAGUCACUUUUUUCACAUCA